GAGGGGAAAAAGAAGUGCGGGUCUCUGGUUUCACCUGUUUUAUCUCACCUGGACCGGCCGAUGAAACAGUUCCUCUUCUCUUUUUUACUCUGUUUUCAUCGAUUUUUGCUUUGAGUUUUGGCUCAGCGGCUCAAACAUGGAGUGUGCAGAUGCUCAGCGGGGGCGGGACGGCGCCACACUGAGGCGCUCCCCCCUCGACCUCAUCAUGAACCAGAUCCGCAGGAAGCGCACGGCCGCGGACAGGAAGCCGCUGGGACGCUUCCUGUCCCGGGAGCGGGCGGGGAUCCCUGAGGACGCAGAGGCGGAGGAGAGAGGACAGAGUCCAGGCGUUGCUGAGUCAGCAGAGAGCGAGCGAGACGUCGGCUGGGGGCGACUGAGCGUUUUCCUGCAGCGUUUGGGGAAGAAAGCCGACAGCAGGAGCCUGAGCCUGGCUCACUGCGACCUCACCGCCACUGACCUGCUGGAGCUCGCGACGCUGCUCCAGUUCCUCCCUCAGCUGGAGGAGGUGGACGUCUCCUGGAACGAGCUGAUUGGUGGAUGUCUGCGAGCGCUGACCUGUCACCUGCAGCAGGUGGGCGGGACGAGAGCGCUGAGGCUCUGCAGCUGCAGGCUCAACGCUGACGACGUCGCUGCUCUGGGUGAAGCUCUCGGCUGCAUUCCUCUCUUGGAGAUCCUCGAUUUAUCGUGGAACAGUGGCGUCGGGGGCGGCGCUUUGCAAGGCCUGCUGGGUAAUGGUCGCCUACCGCUGAGGGAGCUCCACCUGGUGGCCUGCAGGCUCACUGCGGCUGAUGCUGCCGCUCUCG
Plectropomus leopardus (leopard coralgrouper) is the source of this 803-nucleotide messenger RNA. NCBI's taxonomy places the organism in Eukaryota, Metazoa, Chordata, Actinopteri, Perciformes, Serranidae. The record is from RefSeq and is a predicted model, not a curated record.